Aspergillus caelatus is the source of this 3875-nucleotide messenger RNA. RefSeq names its product RNA recognition motif domain-containing protein. The transcript is spliced from 2 exons. The record is from RefSeq and is a predicted model, not a curated record. Lineage: Eukaryota; Fungi; Ascomycota; Eurotiomycetes; Eurotiales; Aspergillaceae. Gene Ontology annotation, molecular function: RNA binding. The annotation marks the transcript as partial.
GUCUACCGCAACAAGCAAUUCUCUCCUCCAUCUCCAACCAACCUUAACUAACUCGGUUGCCUGAAUUCCUUUUGAACUUGAUUUGUUACACAGCCUUUCGCCAUCCGGAUGACGAUGGGCAACGCUUUCCUUUGGUAGGUAGGAAUAGUAAUACCUACCUACCGUCUCUUAACCUGCUUUUGCCAUCGCUCUUUGCAUAGGCAACAGCAUAGCCUCUCGUCACGUUCGCCUCAGCAGCAAGCUCAUAUAUUCCCCUCGGAUUUUUGACACCAAGCUUUGUGUUACUCUCGACCUCUGGCUAGUCCAUCUCUAAUCUCGCAUCUCCUAUUAUUUUUCUUUCUCAUUCCUUAAUCUUGAGUCCAUCUUUUGAGUUAACACGAUCUUGUCUCUCGUCCCCUUGUCUAUCACGCUGUCAUUUUUUGCCCGGAUAUAUCCUUCCCGUUGCCCCGAGCAGCUAUUUUAGUGAAAGCCAAAAUGUUGAAACCGUUUCAGAUAAGAGAUCUUCAUCGAUCUUCAUCCCAAGACAAUCUCGCUGCAUCUCAUAAUCUUGAUCAUGCCGUGGUAGAAGACCGCAGCACCCUUCAGAGUUGCCAUCAGGGCAUUGUCCGGUUGUCUGCUACCGACUAUGAUGAGAUAACGGUGAACCAUCCUAGAGCCCGGCUUACAUACGUCGACGAGGAUGACGACGAGCUCAUCACGGUGGGGUCAUCUCUCGAGCUUUCCCAACGUCUAGAAGAACCCGUUGAUACUUCUGCCAAUUCACAACCGACGCUGGAAUCUAUCGCCCCUGAGCCGAUGCAUAUAUUUGACAUCCGACGGUCUAAUUCAGUGAAGAAUCUAUGGAAGAAGUUUGAAUAUAAGCCCCACUUAGAAGACGGUCAGGAUAGGAAUGAGAUCGGCACGGGGCCUACAGCUGCGGAUGCUUCUCAGUCUAAUGCACAAGAGGAGCCUAGCACCAGUCGCGAAACUCCUGGCCCCGCUACGACCGAUGAUCCAGAACCGCUCUUGGCUGCAUUUGAGGCUGAGAUGGCCAGAAUUCUGAAUGCCACUAACACCGUCCGUGAUGGUAACUCUCAACCAGAACCUCCAGCUGAGCCGCCAGCAAGAGCCGAAUCCAACGACCGACGUCAGCAUCCGAGCGAUGCUUUUGCACAUGCUCUGCAUAAUCUGGUGGAGGGUGCCGAAAUGAUUAGUGCUGGCGUGAGAUCUAGGCUACCUGAAUUCGAGCGGCAGUUACAGAAUGUUCAGCGCACUCUUCCAGAACAUGUUGGGUCUUCGGUGCAAGUAGCCCUUGCAGCUCUGGACAGUCAGGCGAGGAGCUUAAUCCAAGCACUCAAUAACGCAUCAACUGUGGGAGGACAAAGGGCGGGAAAUCUUUUCCAAACUGAACUACCUACCCCAGCCGCAACUAUAGAGGGUCUUCGUAAUAUGGCAUCUGAACUUGGCCACAUGGGAAACACAUUAUUUGAGGCUUUCGAAUCCGAGUUUAGGUGCAAUGCCUCAAGAAGCCAAGACCAGGGAGCCCCUGGAAAUCCACAACAAACUGAGCUUGCUGCUGGUGCCCGGUCUAAUAUCCCGGCAGCAUCACUCGAAGCUCAGCAAUCCAAUCCAGCCGCAAACUGCGAGAACGAGAAAGAACCUUUGGGCAUCAACACACAAGCUGCUCCAUCGACGCAGGUUGGAUCACCGGAAAGCUCAGUACUGCCCACGAAUCGCAACGCCGAUUCUUCGAUGGCGACACACCAACAGCCGGAGUCAUCGUCGCCGACAAUCCCACCAAGCCCAGAUGUUCAUGCGCAGUUUCCAAGCUUAUGGAACAGAUCACAUCCCCUACCUCACAGACCUCAUCCCUCGCCCCGCAAUGUCCAACCUCCAUUUGCCACACCAAACACGUUUUAUCCUCCCCCGACAUUCCCAGUGCCGCCUCCUUUACCUUCCGUGUUCUGGCCACAUGGACCUCUUCCACCUCAUGGACAUCCUCACGGACCUCCUCCUCCGCCUCCUCCGCCUCCUCAUCAUCACCAUCAUCAUCAUCAUCCUCCUCCGCCUCCGCCUCCUCCACCACAUGGCUUCCAUCCUCAUUCUCCUCAUCCCGGCGCUCCUCACCCACAUGCCCACCCUCAUGCGCCACACCACGGGCCUUUUUAUCCCCCAGCAAAUGCUUUACCUGUACCUGUACCUCCGCGACCACGACGCCACCGGCAUAGAGAAUGGCCUGCGUCCCACCAUAGGCAGAAUGGCAAUGGAGCAGCCGCACCUGAGGCAAUCCACCUAUCUCAACCUGACUCACCCUCUUCUUCCACAGCUCGCUCUGCCGAAACAUCACUUUUCAUUGGGAAUGUGGGAUUCGGUGUUCACGAAGCAAUGAUCCGCGAUGUUUUCGCUUCCAAGGGAUUUUUAGUCGAUGUACAUCUGCCGCUAGAUGCAGAGACGGGAAGACACGCAGGCUUUGGCUACCUGCGCUUUCCUUCCAUCCACGCAGCAAAAGCGGCGUUGGACGCUUUGCAAGGUGCUCAUAUAGAUGGACACUCAAUCAAUCUUGAGAUCAGUGAUCACUCACCGAUCACCACGCUGGACACAUCACAGGGCCGCGAAGAAAACUCUAAUCAGCCGCCAGCGCCAUCUGAGCUUCAGUCUUCCUCUAUUGCCCCAACUAGAGCGAGGCAGGCGUCUGAACCGCAAACUAGUGGAGAACAUGGUUCAUCCGACGAGCAGAGAUCGGCGCCCUUGACCGUAGCGGACCUCUGCUCGAGUGAUACCCGCCACUUGUCUAGGGCGUCUUCUAGCGAUACCAGUUUGGUUGGCUCCUCACUUUUAGACUCGGAACGACUCAAUACUCUAUAUCCCUCUCUUUUGCCUGAAGGUUCUCCUCAACAACCUAUGGUAAGCGGCAACACAUCUACACAACUUCCAGAUCUCAGCCGCGAGCCGGAGGAACGCCGUUUCCCACCAGUGUCACAAUUAGAUGCGCACUUUCUGGCCGAACGACGCGGCGGGGCAGAAUCGUCUAGUGAAACCUCCACUCCAAGAACUAGAUCAACUUUCCGGAGCGGUGCCGAAAUCAACAGCCAUGACAGUUUGUAUGGGCCGACACCACAAAACCUUCCCGGUGCAUUUCCCCAAGACGCUCAAGAUAGUUUCCAACCACGCCCUUCAUCGCUAGAAACCGAUGCUACACAGCAGCAAGGCGACAACGAUCGUAUGCCUACCUCAUGUUAUCGCCGUCGCCCCAGGACUGUGAGAUCUUUUCAUCCGUCGCGAAGACAUUCGGGUCCGUGGGAUACCCUACGGGCUGAAGAGACUCAUGAUAAUACCAGGCCACUGAGGCGACGGGCUACUGAACGUCAUUCCCUCCGGGAUGGCCGGGAGAUGAGCUCGACGAAUACCUUCAAUCGGCGAUCUUACCGCAGUGAUGCCAUACCCCGCCCAAACGCGUCUACGGCUGAGAGUGGCACUGGAAGGCAACGCAGCAUUGAUGACUGUGUGUCUGCACUGGCUAGCUUAGGUUAUGGAGGCGCGGAGGAAGGCGGGCUCCAGAGGAUUGCUGUGUAUGCAGCAGCAGUGGAUGGCAGGGUAUCGGACGCUAUCGAGAUGAUUGAGGAAGAACGGAAAGCUUACGAGCAACAAGGAUCAGUGAGGUGAUAACUGCAUUCCUUUGCCGGAUUACUUUUGAAAUAUCUCACUAUCUAGGAUUGAGUCUGCCACUUGUUUAUUCUCCGUAUUCCUGUUUCCUAUGUAUUACUUCGUUGGGGGUUUGGUGUUCAGGAAUGAUCGCGUGUGUUCUCUACCACUGUAGUUCCACUCAGGUGUAAGCGGGGCUUUUUUAUUUUUUCCCCUUAACAAUUUGAUAUAAAAAUCUUAUGCUUCUUUUGAAA